CCCCGCUCCCUGAGUCCCCGUUAGCACUCUGGGAACGGCGUUGGGGGCGGCCCCUCGCCCUCUAGCUCGCCCCCUCCCUGCCCAGUGCCCGUCAGCCGAGGGGCCCACGAGCCGUCGGGUGGGAACGAACACGCCAGCCCUGGGACCCUCAUCACCUCCGGCUAGGCUAGCCCAAACUCUCACUCUCCAAAAUCGUUUUAAUUUUUAAACAGUACUUGUCUUAGGAGGAUUCCGUAAAGUUAGGCAAAUCUGGAGUCUAAAAGUAGACUCCGGGUACUGGAGGGCACGAAGUCGCGGGGUCCAGAAGCACCCCUGGUGCGCGCGGUGAACGUCAGGUUCUUGGCGUGCCCAGCGGCCUUGCAGAACUUGAACUCCGGCAGCUCGCUGAUGAAGCCCCGGCACCGCGGUUUCAUUUGCCCAGAAAUCCACCUUGCCCUGCAUUCGCGACAAUAUCGGGACGUGUUCUGCGCGCGAUGACUGCCCGCCCCGCACGCAUUCCAGGGUACCUGACACUACAACCCCAGAAUGAGAUGCCUUGUUAUCCCGGCCAGCCCGGGGCCCUGGGUACUCGCCCCGAAGGUUCUAGACCUCGCACUUGGGCCCCGCUGGCCAACAGUGCCCGGCGGAGGAGGUGCGGCUCCUUUAAGACCCGACCCACUCAGUCAGGUGACCAGGCCGUCGCUUAGCAACAGGACGCCGCGCGACCCUCGGGGCGCGGGCUGCGGAGAGGCUGUUCCCCGCCUUGUGUUUCUUCCUCGCGCAGCUCGGGUGGAUUGCAGGAUGUCCGAGGAGAACCCGCGAGAGUGCGAGGAGUCUGUGAAGCCCGCGGCCCAGGCCCUCCCGGAGAAAACCGACGACUACUACCGCGUAGCCGAGGACCUACCGGUCAGGUUCAACAACCCAGCGUGGUUUCGGGGCUACAGGACCAAGGAGCCCGCCUCGGUGUACAGGACCAGUAACCAAGCUUACGGGAGCAGAGCCCCCACGGUGCACGAGAUGCCAAAAGCAUUUUAUGCACAUUCGAAUAAAUUUUCCAGACAACUUGCCACUGGUGGAAUGUUCCAGAACAAUACUUUGAACAUGGACAUAGAGAAGAGCAUUGUGACAGGUGCCGACAACCACAUCACCCCCUAUGACCGGCUCAACUUCCACCCCAGUUACAACGUCAGCAGGCCGUCCAUUUGUGAUUGAGGGGGCUGGGACACCUCCCUCCGGAGUCUCCUGACCCCAGCAGUGGCAAUCUGGAGAACCAUCAUCCCUGAUCUUUGAUAAUUUACCUAGUUGUGAAGGUGACAGAAUUCACUGCUCUCCCUUAAAAGUUUCCCUCUCUAGAUUAGAACAAUACACAAGGGGGGCUGUAAUGUCUUACUUUCUCACCUCACAUCUGAGAUGGAAAACGUGCUCAUGCCUUGACUUUCAUUAAAAAUGUUGCCGCUUCCUGACUUUCGGACUCACCUGUCAUUAAGGAGCGUGUCUGGGUGUCCUGGGACCCAACUGUUGUCCUGAACACCGUCCACCUGCAUCUUUAUUUGGAGCCUUGUUCACAAGUUAUGGAGCAGACUUCCUAUUCUAAAGCGACCUGAAAUCUGCACAAACCCUACAAGGCCGGGAGGGACGGGAGGGUGCCCUGCCCAGGCAUGGAUGGGAGUGGCCAGGGAGGGGAACGGCAGAGCCCUUCCAGAAAGCUCCAGGUAGGAGCAGGCAGCGGGGCCAUGUUGUUCGAAGUUCCACGGAGCACCCUCCAGCCACGAGCCGGGUGGGAGGCCCAAGAAAUGAACAAGGUCAGCAAGUGUCGGGCUGAUGCCCACAUGGGAGUUCUCUUCUUUGUGUUCAUUUUAAACUUUCAAUAAAAAGUCAAAAAAAAAAAAAAAAAGGGAAGCGGGUAAUAACAUUUUUCUCAGGUGUGGGGGGAAAUCGCUGUAUUAAGUGGAUUUUUAUCUCUCUGUACUUGAAGUCGUCAAUCAGUGUUUCCUAUGAGUUAGAGGGUCCUCAAUAAGAAAUUUUCUGUGACAGUACAUCUUUCAGACAUGGAUCUCCCCCUUCCAUUAUGACGGCAAGACAUACUCAUUACAGAACAGAAAAAACCAUUGUUACAUACCAUCCGUAUCAUCUUGUUUAUGGAGAUUUCUACCCAAAGAGAGUUUACUCACAUUUGAAUUUGGGAAGAAAUCAAGCACCAACUGGUCAUUUCUUCAUUAAAAACAUUUUAUUAUUCAUACACAAAGGACACAUUUUUGGCAACAUUCUUAAUGUCCACUUUGGAAUGGAAAUGGUUUCCAGAGAAAAUCAAUAUAUUUAAUAAAAAAGAUACAAAACUGAGCCUGAAGCCAGGAUCUGUGUAAUGUCCUUCUCCUGAGCUUAAAAACCAGCAGAGACUCCAGGCAUAAAACCGAAAAUGAGUUUUUACGACCCCUCAUUAAAAACAAGAAAAUACUAAGAACUCUUCUGUGUUUAGCCUGUGUUGAAAUAAAAAAAAAAGAAGGCCUCUCAGCCAAGUUUCUAAACUCACCACAAAAGAUGAAUUCCUUGCGGGGCAGCUGACUAAGCAGGUCAGCAGUUCCAGGGGAGAAUAAAGCUGGCAGCAAACGAGCUUUGUGCUCCUACCUCAGACUGGUGAACAGCAUUCGUGGAACAAGACAGCUUCCCAAGCCACACACACAGGAGAGACCAUUAGGAAAAAAGCCCCAGUUUGGGCUGGGAGUAUCUUCAAGCUGACAUCAACAAACAAAAGAAAUGCCAAUCGCUCCAUACACAGAUAGGGCAGGUAAAACAAUAAAGCUUCCAGGAGAAAGCCUAGGGAAUGUUGUCUUCGUGACCUCGAGUAGGCCAAGGUUUCUUACAGAUUCAUGAAUUGGACUUCAUUAAAAUUGAGAUACAUCUGUUUUCCUAACAAAAAAAAGAUGCCAACCUCACCAACAGGUGUCCCAAGGUGCGUGCUGGCAUCAUAACUGGGCACUGAUGGUAGCCAAUACACUAACAUUUCAGUGACAGUUGCUAAUGAGUUAAACUCUACAUUUAGAAAUAAUAAGAUUACUAAUAAUAGACAAAUAGAAUAAAUGGGAAGUUGGAAAACAGAAAUACCUUUGGUUUACAUGUCCAUCUUCCCCAAAACUCAGCUGCUGUUCUUCUGACACCUCGGCCCCUGUGUGCUGUGGGUGGCCGCUCCUCUCCAUUUGUCUGCCGUCGUUCCAGGGGCUUCAACAUUGUCAUCUCAUUGGACACACACCCCUGCGGCAAACUUACACCUGCACCUCCACUUCCAGAUGGGAAAAUUAGGGUCCAAAGGAGGUGGCUUGUGGCCGGCCCUGGGCUUGUACCAGCCUUGGGUAUGUCCUGGGAGAGACGAGGUCACCAGUGUCUGACCCCACUUUCUGACCCUAACUUUCUACAUAUUUGCACAAGUCCUAUAGGAACUCCAGCGAUUAUGAAUUUUGUGAACUUUACCUUUUUGACAUAUUUUCAGACUGGAAUCUUUGUGUAUUGAGCCCUGGGGAAAAAAGAGAUUAGAUCCACCGGUCUAACUGUUCUCAUUGGGGUGACAGCAUACAGAAUGGGUGGCUGAGAAAUGAAAAUGACAUCCCCUCACUCUGACCUUUGUACUGAGUUCUUUCAAAAUCUUAAAUCCAGCAGAAUAAUUAUAGAAAUGGCAACCGAGACAUUAGGUGUGACAAAAGCCAGCUAAAAUAUUAACGUUCGUGGCUAUUCCUGAAAACCUGGCUUCAUCUAUGAAUAGGUCUUUGCUUGGUCUAGCCUUUGAUUCCACUCUGAAAGCAAACACUGAAAAGUGAAGUUUCAUGACACUUGACUAAUUAUUUAGCUGCUGGGUUGGCUUAAAACCAGUCACUUCUUACUCAAACCGUAUAUUUUCGUUUACGUUUGUGUAUUUUCCUCCAGUAACCUUUAAUCUUUUAAUUAUAGUCAAUUAGAAUAAGAGGUUUCAAACAUAGUAAACUACAUCAAUGCUGGAAAAAACUCUGUCCAGCACACAAAAUAGCAGACGCCUGAGUCGGCAAACAGUGCACUGCCCCCUAGUGGCCGUGUCCGGUACUAACCUGGUUGUGGUUUGCAGGCACCGGGGGUGGGAUUUGUGCCGUUUCUCUGGGUACAGGCCCUUAAUUUCCGGAGAGCAGGGAAUCAAGGUGGCAAUACUUUUUAUAUUUUCCUAUGCAAAGAUAAGGUGCUAGUGUUUAAAUUUAGUGCCUGCUUUCCCAGAGCAAAUAUCUCUCAGGCUGGGAGCACCUGUCACCUGACUAUUCAGAUUCUGAGCAACAGACGAGAGUGACUCUUGGCCGCAGAAGACCCUCUACAGGGGGACGUGGGUGGUGAGCACGGAACAUGAACAGGACUGUCUCCUCCUUCCCACUCCCACUCCCGUUCCUGCUCUGUGGGACUUGACUGCAGACGGGCCCCGCCGACCUGCCCCAGAGCACCAGACACCUCUGAAACUCGGCCCCCUUCCUCGCACUGAAUGAAAUGAACCCUGGCCCCAGGCACAGACCCACUGCCCACUCCCUGGGAGGCGAGGGCAGCUCUGUGGGUGUGACUCGUCUGGGGGUCUUCACAAUGACAGCUGGGUUUAGAGACUCAUCAUUCACCUGGCUCUCUGUCCACAAGUGUGCAAUUAGCACUGCAGGCAGCGGCUCCUGUGACACUGCCGUACGUGGCCAGGUCAGGCCCGGGCCAGCGGAAGUGUGGGACAGAGGCUGCAAACAUCACAGCCAGUCGUCACUCGGCAGCCCAAUCUGCCCCGACUGCAGUGCCCUUUCCAGACAGGGUGCGGGGGACACUUCCGACCGUGGCCCUGGCACGCGCCAGCCCGCCUAGGGUGUGCAACACAAUGUGUUUUGUCGGCUGUCUCAGGGAUGGACCGUGCAAUCAGGCUUAUGUCCGGUUUGUGAAAAUAAGGCACGUGUAAGCGACGGUAGGCACCCAGAAUGGGGCUCAGUGCCACACAGGUGGUGGGAACUCGGGAGGCAGGAAGAGAGGCAGGUGUGAGGGGUCCUGCCUGGGAACAGGCGAGGCUGGCA
This is a messenger RNA of Rhinolophus ferrumequinum (greater horseshoe bat), 5027 nucleotides long. RefSeq names its product piercer of microtubule wall 1 (gene PIERCE1). Gene Ontology annotation, cellular component: axonemal microtubule. Lineage: Eukaryota; Metazoa; Chordata; Mammalia; Chiroptera; Rhinolophidae. Gene Ontology annotation, biological process: axoneme assembly. The record is from RefSeq and is a predicted model, not a curated record. The transcript is spliced from 3 exons. The coding region runs from base 526 to 1191 and encodes 221 amino acids.